This is a messenger RNA of Pistacia vera, 927 nucleotides long. Its product is annotated as protein tesmin/TSO1-like CXC 5. Gene Ontology annotation, biological process: regulation of DNA-templated transcription. The transcript has 3 exons. The coding region runs from base 355 to 927 and encodes 190 amino acids. Gene Ontology annotation, cellular component: nucleus. The record is from RefSeq and is a predicted model, not a curated record. Lineage: Eukaryota; Viridiplantae; Streptophyta; Magnoliopsida; Sapindales; Anacardiaceae.
CUUUUUUUCACAGUUCCCCUUCUCUUCACAAUCACUGUACCGAAUUCCAUCUCUGUACGGUUUUUCUUCUACAGUUUCUCUCUUUCUCUCUCUACGUUUAUGCGCAUCCAGUUACUCUCGAUUUCAUUUUUUUCGGUUUAAAGAAAAUCAUCGGUGUGAAUCUCGAGCUAAGCAAUUACAUAUUCUGUUUAUAAUCUGAUACCGAAAAGGUGUCGAAUUGGUUUUUGGAUCUGAAAUUUCUUUAAUUAGUCUUGAUUUUGUGAAAUUUGUGGGACUUUUGGAGUGUGAUUGCUGGAUUAAGCUUCAAAAGAUUGGUUCUUUUUUAGAAAUAAAAAGUGGUUUUUAAAAAAAUUGAUGGGGGAGGGUGAGGAAGGCGAAUUCCCUCCAAAAAAAGUGCAAUCGGACACGCAAGGCGGCGCCGGUGAUUUCCCGACGAAGAAGCUCGCUAGACAGCUCGAUUUCACCGCCGGUUUUGGUGGAACUGUGGUUUUGCCUGAGCACCCACAGCCGCAAGCCGUGGUGCCAAUUACUCAGCCGCAGCCGCAAACUGUUGCACCACCUCUGCCACCGUCCACGCUUACCGCGCAGCCAUCAGUGAGGGUUGUAAAACCAGAAUCCCCAAAAUCAAGACCAAGACCCAAUGUUGACGUCAAAGAGAGUACUCCAAAGAAGCAAAAACAGUGUAACUGUAAACAUUCACGUUGCUUGAAGUUGUACUGUGAGUGCUUUGCAUCUGGAAUUUAUUGUGAUGGAUGCAAUUGUGUAAAUUGUCAUAACAAUGUUGAAAACGAAGCUGCUAGGCGAGAAGCUGUUGAUGCAACUUUAGAGCGUAACCCAAACGCAUUCAGGCCAAAAAUUGCUAGCAGCCCACAUGGAACACGGGAUACUAGGGUAUGUGAGCCAACUUUAUGUACUACUUUUCUGUGA